AUGGUGGCGGCGGGAGAGAAGAGCACACCAACCGCAACUUUGAAACUGCUAUCUCAGCACUCUGCGGCUCCGCAGGAGAAAACAGCCCAAAAUCAGGAGUUGCUCCAGCGACGCCUUCCCCCAGUUGUACAUGGGCCUCCUUUUUGUCUGUGUUUGCAGGUUGUUGUGUCUGAGGGGAGGCAGCAGCUGCUGACCCACCAUGGGCUCCGGCACCAGCAGCACGUCCCCUGUGACAGCCCCGUGCGCUUCCUCAUGUUCUGGGAGGCCGCGGGGUCAUUCAUCAGCCUCCACUCGGACCAAACCGUGCGCCUCCACAAAGCCAACGGCCACAGGCAGACCCUCUCGGCCUGCUUGCCUUUCGCCGGUUUGACUGCCACAGAGAUCCCCGGCUGCCUGGUCGGCUGGGGCCCCGGGCCCGUCUUCACCCUCCUGGACAGCCAGUUGCGGCCCCUGGACACGGCGGACAGCGCCCUGGACAUCCAGCUCUGCGAGGCGGCGGAACACUCCAAAGAGCUGGUCAGCGCGGGGGCUGGGAACGUGUGCGUGUGGUCGGUGAUGCUCAUGAGGCGCAGGGUGACCGUACGGGAGGGCCUGCGGCAGUACGGCGCCUUCAGCCACAUGGCUCUGGCCGCCCCGCGACCCGCCAAGCCCCAGAGGGGCUUUUUCGCCAGCGGGCAGAAUGUCGUGGUGGUCGACCUCGACGGUGGGAGGGUUCUGGAGCGUAAGGAGCGUCUCUGUCCAAGAAAUAUAACCGCGAUGGUGUACUGCUCUCAGCUGGACUGUUUGAUCAUUUCUUCAGAGGACCUGGCUAUAACGGUGUGGGAUUCAGAUUGGAAACUGCAUGUGGUUUUUUUAGGACACACCGCCGUGGUGACCUCCCUGUUCUACUGCAGUGAAUUGAACAUCCUGGUGUCCUCCUCGGCGGAUUGUACGAUCCGCAUCUGGAACGUGGAGGGGUGUGACACAAUCGACUGUAUUAAGACAGAACAAAAACGACCUCCGCUUUACAUAAGAGCCACGAAAAAAGGAGACACCUUCCUCACCGUUUCGCACAAGGGGAUAGACUUCUGGGCUUUCAGAAAUUUGUACACUCUUCACUGUCAGCUCGGGAGAGAAGAGGCCACACUGAGACAAAUUGUGGUCCCACAGCUGCCCGCUUCUUACCCCACAAGAGUCCUGUGCAUCAGCGGGGACAGAAAUAUCUCUCUUUUGGCUGAAGAGACAGGGGCCGUGUUAACUUUUUAUCAGGCAAAGCAGAAGAUUCUAUGUGCCGAUUACUUACUUCAAAAAGAGAUCCUUCUGGCUUUGACAGAGGCCGGUACAGUGCUGCAAGCCAACACACUCUCCAAUCCAAUCACCCUGAUGCAAGAAUGGACGGGCGUGGGCCAGGGGCCCUGGCAGCCCACGGACCACGUGACCAAGAAAGAUGCCAAGAAGCUGCCGGUGCCUGGCCCAGCUUCCUGCCUGGUGCUGUACAGCAGCGUGGCCGACACACAGAGAGCUUUGGAAGAAUGGAGAAGUUUACAGGGCGAGAGAGGCAGCAGCCACAGGAAGUACAUUGAGCUCAACAACACCAAGAAUAAGUUUCUGAUUAUCAUUGGCCAAAGUAGAGGCUGCGUGAGCGUUCUGAAGUCAGAUAAUGGGACGGUUUUGUUCAGAAUUCCGGCCCACAGCGGCCAGAGAGUCACAACAAUGCAGGCAUACCCGGAGGAGCACUGCCUCCUCUCCUCAGGUGAGGACUUGACGGUGGUCUUGUGGAGAGUCUACCCCCACAUCAAGGAGUGUCUGACCCAGCAACUCAGUGUGCCCUGCGACCAACCUCAGAUCUGUUUCGCAGCGCUGGGGUCCCAGAUGGCCUUGAGCUUUCAGGAGCCCAGUAGUGGCUCUUACAGGCUGAGGACUCUGCAGCUUCAGGCUGUGCCCCAGUGCCUCGCUUACAGCUGUUCUGGGGGACAACUGUACCUGGGAAUCGGAGGGGAUCUGUUCAAGAUGAGGUGUGCAAAGUUUCUGCCAACAAACUACAGAGAAAUGAAAAGAAAGGUGCAGAAGACCCCCGUGGCAGAGGUGCCACCACCUGUUGAGAAAGUCAUCCCAAAAGAACCCGUCAUAGUCAAGAAGCCUGCUCGGUUUAGGAAGACCGAAGAGCCUGUACCAGAGAUCGUACAGGUAAUAGAGCAACCAAAACCCAGAACUCCUACUCCAGCUCCUCCUCCACCCAGAGCUCCAACUCCACCUCCACCUCCAUCUCCACCCUUACCGCGGGAGCCCUCCCCAGAGGUCCCAACCUUCCUCAAACAGUUUGCAGAGAGGGAAUGGUUCACCGAAUUGUACCCCGAUAAAAAGGCUAUCCCGGACAGCCUCACUCCAGAUGACUUCUGCCUAAAGCUUCUGAGCUAUCUCCAAACCUGCUGCGUGAGAUUCAGGAUGGAGAUCAUGAGCGCUUUCCACGCGCUGCACCAGCAGGGGCUGCUCCUCAGCACGGACAGGCUGUACACAGGCCUCAGCAACUCUCUGCAAAAGUUUGCAAAACCAAACAUGUCUCCUCUGGAAUGCGGCGCGCUCACACAGAUGCUGAACCUGCUGAAAAAUCUGAAAUCCAAGAUCAGUUUCAAACUCAUGAAAACGCUCCUGGCUCUUCUAGCCUGUGAAGAACUGGAACUCCGGAAAGCGGCGCUGCGUCUGCUGAGGGCAGCAGGUGUGGACGAGGCCGAGGACUGGCUGCAGCCCGAGCUGGAGAGCUGGCAGCCGGAGCUGCAGGACCCGUCUAACGCCUGGGCCAACCUCCAUGGCAAAGCCGAUUUUUGGUUGGAGAUGUGGAUCACCGAAUUCAAAAAACACAACCAGCAUCUGAACAUUGAGACUACCGACAUGGGGGAAUCCCCAGCCUUCAGCUUGGUUGACGUGCUCAAUUAUUUCUGCUCGGUGCAGAGAGAGGAGCACAGAAAGGCCACGCGGUUAACCGCUUAUCACACUGUGACCUUACCCCUGAAGGACUGUGCUUUCAAACCAAUCCUUCGUCUGGGAGAGACGUACAGCAUGGACAGAAUACGCAGGCCUCUCGGCCAGUGA
Menidia menidia (Atlantic silverside) is the source of this 3069-nucleotide messenger RNA. The record is from the annotation of a GenBank genome assembly. Lineage: Eukaryota; Metazoa; Chordata; Actinopteri; Atheriniformes; Atherinopsidae.